UUGAGAAAUGCCAAAGAGAUAGCGAAAGCCAGCCAGCAGUCCCCGCCGGCUGAUCGACAAUUUAAAAAUUCAGCAGCUCAGCCAGAGCCAGCGACCGUGGAUUUAGGAGAAGGGACACACACACUCGGGGCUCGAGCGAAAGGCCGCGGACACUUCAAAUUAGACAAUCUCCAGCAGACACCAACUCCAUUUUUCAAAGACCCAACACAGCAAAUUGUCACUUUCCAGCCGGGCGAGAUAAUCCCAGUUAAUCUGGUGGAGGAAGAAUCAAUUCUUCAGAAAAAUGGAUCUGGGUUUUCUUCUUCAAGCAUCAAUUCCCUCUUGGGAAGCUGUUGCUAUUCUCUUGAUCUUCUUUUCUUACUUGGCGAUUGCUGGAUCUAUUUUGCCGGGAAGAAUAAUCCCUGGAGUGAUUUUGCCUGACCGCACCAGGCUUCAAUAUCGCUGCAAUGGUCUACUCUCUCUUUUGGUGCUCGUCGCCCUUCUUGGGAUUGGUGUUCAAACGAAUUACAUUUCUCCCACUGCAAUAUCAGAUAGAGGACUGGAGCUGCUAUCAGCAACUUUCUGGUUUAGUUUCCUGGCGACAUUGUUACUCUGUGUUGCUGGAUACAGUUCAAGUAGUGAAAGUUCUUCUCUAAAGCCUCGUAUCACAGGAAAUCUUAUUCAUGAUUGGUGGUUUGGUAUACAGUUGAAUCCUCACUUUUUGGGCAUUGACCUCAAAUUUUUCUUUGUUAGAGCUGGAAUGAUGGGCUGGCUACUGAUUAACCUAUCAGUUCUUGCAAGAAGUGUUUUAAACACCACCUUGAGCCAAUCCAUGAUCCUCUACCAGACAUUUUGUGCGUUAUAUGUCUUGGACUAUUUCGUUCACGAGGAGUACAUGACCUCCACAUGGGACAUAAUUGCUGAGAGAUUAGGCUUCAUGCUGGUAUUUGGAGAUCUUGUUUGGAUUCCUUUUACAUUUAGUAUUCAGGGUUGGUGGCUUUUGACAAACAAGGCAGAGUUAACGACAGCUGCUACCAUAGCUAACUGUUUAGUCUUUAUAAUGGGAUAUGCUGUGUUUAGAGGAUCUAACAAGCAGAAACACAUGUUUAAAAAGAACAACAAAGCGCUUAUAUGGGGUAGGCCUCCGAAAGUUGUCGGAGGGAAGUUGCUUGUUUCUGGUUAUUGGGGAAUUGCGCGGCACUGUAAUUACCUUGGAGACUUGUUGCUUGCACUUUCUUUCAGCUUACCAUGUGGGAUAAGCUCCCCAAUGCCAUACUUUUAUCCUAUGUAUCUCCUCAUUCUGCUAAUAUGGAGAGAGAGACGAGACGAAGCUCGUUGUGCUGAGAAAUAUAAAGACGUUUGGGCAGAGUAUACCAAACUCGUCCCUUGGAGAAUACUGCCUUAUGUUUAUUAGCAUCUACGCAGAUGUUCGUAUUCAUCUUGUUGGGUGUUGUUUCUUCUAUGCUUGUUUAGAACACAACUUUCACAUGUUUUUUAGGUACAUGGAUUGCUUGUAGUUUACAAGGUCUAUGUUAAGUUAUUUCUUGUCUGCUCAUUCUGUCUUAACUUGGUCUGCCCUGCCCUUCAUUUUCUAGAAUUGUUGGAAAUUUUUGUGACAAUGGGUAUAAAUAUUAACGUCUUUAUUAUCA
This is a messenger RNA of Momordica charantia (bitter melon), 1628 nucleotides long. RefSeq names its product Ergosterol biosynthesis ERG4/ERG24 family (gene FK). Gene Ontology annotation, molecular function: Delta14-sterol reductase activity. Gene Ontology annotation, cellular component: endoplasmic reticulum membrane. The record is from RefSeq and is a predicted model, not a curated record. Lineage: Eukaryota; Viridiplantae; Streptophyta; Magnoliopsida; Cucurbitales; Cucurbitaceae. Gene Ontology annotation, biological process: sterol biosynthetic process.